AACAGCCCCUCAUUCAGUCAUCCACCUCCAACAGCAACCCAGUUUCUCCAGCCAGACCCUCGGACAACGUCCACCAUGAGCAAGUCCUUCUCCUCCCAGUCCGCCCAGUCAGCCUCUUCCUACCGCCGGACCUUCGGCUCCGGUGUUGGAUCCACCCCAGGCAUGUCCUCCAUGUUCUCCCACGGUGGGCGCGGCUCCUCCGGCUCUGCCCACAUGUCCUCCAGAGUGUACGAGAUGACCAAGACCUCCGCUCGCCCCAGCUACUCCUCCGGCAGCAUCCGUUCCUCCUCCGGCGGCGCAAUGCGCUCGUACUCCGGGAUGGGCGAGAAGCUGGACUUCAACUUGGCUGACGCCACGAACCGCGACUUCCUGGACACCAGGACCAAUGAGAAGGCAGAGCUGCAGCACCUGAAUGACCGGUUCGCCAGCUACAUCGAGAAUGUCCGUUUCCUGGAGCAGCAGAACGCUACUCUGGUGGUGGAGAUUGAGAGGCUGAGGGGCCGCGAGCCGACCCGCGUGGCCGAGAUGUACGAAGAGGAGAUGAGAGAGCUGAGGCGUCAGGUGGAUGGCAUGUCCAAUGACAGAGCCCGCAUGGAGGUGGAGAGAGACAACCUGGCUGACGACCUACAGAAACUCAAACUCAGACUGCAUGAGGAGAUCCACCAGAAGGAAGAGGCAGAGAGCAACCUGUCUGCAUUCAGAGCUGAUGUGGACUCUGCCACUCUGUCCAGGCUGGACCUGGAGAGACGCAUCGAGAGCCUGCAGGAGGAGAUCGCCUUCCUCAAGAAGAUUCAUGAGGAGGAGAUCCAUGAGCUGACCAGCCAGAUGCAGGAGACCUCAGUACAGGUCCAGAUGGACAUGACCAAACCGGACCUGACCGCUGCCCUCAGGGACAUCCGCAUGCAGUACGAGGGCAUCGCCGCCAAGAACAUCUCAGAGGCAGAGGACUGGUACAAGUCCAAGGUGUCAGACCUGAACCAGGCUGUGAACAAGAACAACGAUGCUCUGAGACAGGCCAAACAGGAGAGCAUGGAGUUCAGACACCAGAUCCAGUCCUACACCUGCGAGAUCGACUCUCUCAAGGGAACCAACGAGUCUCUGCUGAGGCAGAUGAGGGAGAUGGAGGAUCGUCUGGGAAACGAGGCUGGAGGUUAUCAGGACUCCAUCACCCGUCUGGAGUCUGAGAUCGCCAAGAUGAAGGAUGAGAUGGCUCGCCACCUCAGAGAGUACCAGGACCUGCUCAACGUCAAGAUGGCCCUGGACAUAGAGAUCGCUACCUACAGGAAACUACUGGAGGGAGAGGAGAGCAGAAUCACUGUUUCUGGCUCCCAGUCUUCUCACUCUGGCUCCCACUCGGCUGCUCACUCGGCUGCCUCAUCAUAUUCCACUAUUGGAUUCAGAGAGACCAGCCCAGACGCCGGGCGUUCAUCAGAGGUCCACUCCAAGAAGACUGUUCUGAUCAAGACCAUCGAGACCCGCGAUGGAGAGGAAAGUCCCAUUGAGACCAUGUCUCUUUUGGAAGAGAGCCCUGUUUCACAAAAAAAAAAAAAAAGCAGCAGAAAAAACAAGGUGGUCAGUGAAUCUACACAGCACCAGCAGGACAUCAUGUAAACAACAACAACAACAACAACAACAACAACAACAAAAUAAACAACAAGUAAAAAAAAAAAAAAAGGACGUUUACAUACCAAGAUACGACGGCUGCUCUGGCUAGCUUUUCUAAGGAACGGCUCUUUUGAAAGGUCUCCUUUUGAGAGGGAGUGAGUUAUUAACACCUUAUGAAGAGUUAUAACCACCUUAUGAAGAGUUAUAACCACCUUACGAAGGGUUAUACCCGCCUUAGGUAUGUUCAUAACUCACUAACUCCUAGUAAUCAGAUUUUAUGUGACCAAUCACCAAAGGAGAAGAAGACAGAAGAACACAAUAUUACCGUAAUCAGAAGGUAAUGUUACAGUAAUUAGAAAACAAUGUUACCGUAAUCAGAAGGUAAUGUUACAGUAAUUAGAAAACAAUGUUACCGUAAUCAGAAGGUAAUGUUACAGUAAUCAGAAGGUAGUGUUACAGUAAUCAAAGACCAUGUUACUGUAAUCAGAAGACAAUGUUAUAGUAAUCAGAAGACAAUGUUACUGUAAUCAGAAGUCAAUGUUACUGUAAUCAGAAGACAAUGUUACUGUAAUCAGAAGGUGGGAACAAGGUGGAGUGAAAGUCAAGUCAGGUCAUGGCCAGAACAUGCAAUGGCUAGAGGGGAUCUCUGUAGUGCACGUUUGUUUGUGUGUGUGUAAGGGUCUAUCUGCUUCACAAUGUUUCACAGCCGAUGAUCUGAAAUAAAAUACAGUAUAUGUUGA
Coregonus clupeaformis (lake whitefish) is the source of this 2345-nucleotide messenger RNA. RefSeq names its product desmin. Gene Ontology annotation, cellular component: sarcolemma; cell-cell junction; intermediate filament. Lineage: Eukaryota; Metazoa; Chordata; Actinopteri; Salmoniformes; Salmonidae. The transcript has 10 exons. The record is from RefSeq and is a predicted model, not a curated record. The coding region runs from base 76 to 1611 and encodes 511 amino acids. Gene Ontology annotation, biological process: skeletal muscle organ development.